Molecule: messenger RNA, 2610 nt
Organism: Rhodotorula graminis WP1
Lineage: Eukaryota; Fungi; Basidiomycota; Microbotryomycetes; Sporidiobolales; Sporidiobolaceae
Exons: 3
Coding region: 1-2505 (834 amino acids)
Source: RefSeq, a predicted model, not a curated record
AUGGCGUCGUUCCCACCCCCACUCGCCAGCUCGCCUCCCGCACCCUCCCUCCCGCUCAUCGUGCUCACCGACGACGAGCUCGCCCACGCCCCGCACGAGGUCCUCGUCUCGCUCGUCGCCCGCCUCCAGGACGAGCACGCGCGCGUCGCCGACAGGGUCGAGCGGCUCGAGCAGGAGGGCAAGGAGGACCGCGACGAGCGGCGCAGGUUGGACAAGGAGCUCGAGGGCACGAGGACGAGGGUCGACGAGCUGCUCGCGGAUCAGGCCAGGAUGGACGAGGAGCUCGGCGGCCGCAUCGAGGUGCUCGACAAGCUGCGCGCGUCGGUGCGCACGCUCGAGCGCGAGAAGCGCGACGCGACCAAGCGCUACCGGGAGCAGUCCGAGACGUUCGAGUCGGAGCGCCAGGCCUGGUACGACCAAGAGCAGCUCUACAAGUCGCGCCUGUCCAACCUCGCGACGGGCGGCAAGCGGCCCAGUCGCGCCUCGCGCAAGCCCGCUCCAGCCGUCAACGACCGCCUCGACGAGACCGACGCCGAGGCCGACGAGCCGCCCGAGACGCCGCGUGCCGACUUUGUGCCCCUCUCGCGCUCGGCCACGUCGUCGCCAUCGCCGUCCGCGUCGUCGACCCGCUCCGACACGGCCUCGACCUCGGCCACGUCCGAGUCGACCUCGUCGCCCUCCUCCGCCGAGCUCGCCCUGCGCGACCAGCUCGACACGCUUACGACGGCGCACUCGUCGCUGUCGUCGACGCUGCACAAGCUCCAGGUCGAGAUGGCCGACCUCAAGCGCGUCUACCAGGACGUGCAGGAGCAGAACGAGUCGUAUGAGGUCCUCCUCGGCGAGCGCACCUUGUCGGGCGAGGUCCGCACGACGGCUCUCUUCCGCCAGAGCUUCUCGUGGGGCGAGAGCGGCCUCGCUGGCGGCGACGACGGCGACUGGCACCACGGCGGCGGCGGCGGUACGGCGGCGACGGGCGACGUCAAGUACGCGAGCGCGUUCGGGUUCGCCGGCGGGCUCGACCCGGUCGGCGAGGAGGGCGAGCUGCCGCUCAGCAGCGACGAGGAGCUGUCGAGCGACGACGGCGGCGAGCUCGACGACGACGAGGACGAGAUUGAGCGCGUCCUGCUCGAAAGCAAGGGCGUCGGCAGCCCGCACUCGGGCGCCGUCGCCGCCGAGCGCGCCGAGCGUCGGCGCUCGCGACACGCGGCCAAGCGUGCGUCGGUCGUCGCCGGCGCAGGAGGAGGAGGGCUCGACCUCGCCGCCGAGCUCGAGGCGGCCGCCGAGCAGACCGAGGUCGACGAGGGCGCCGCCGAGCGUCUGCGCGCCAAGGAGACGCGGCGCGACAAGCGCCAGGAGGAGCGGCGGCGCAAGAAGGCGGCGGCGUCGCAGCAGCAGCGCGACGGCAGCCUCGCCGGGCCCACCGACGUCGAGCUGCACAACGAGGUGCGCCAGCUGCGCGACGCCAACAAGGCGCUCACGCUCUACGUCAGCAAGAUCGUCGACCGCGUGUGCUCGCAAGAAGGGUUCGAGAAGGUGCUCGCCGUCGACUACCGCAACACGCCCAAGCCCGCCGACCCGCUCGCCUCGCCCGGGACGCCUGGCCCGCCCUUGCCCGACAAGAAGCCUCGCCCGGUCUCGAUCGGCUUCUUCCGCUCGACGGCGCCGACCACGACGACCCCGUCCGCCGCCGUCACCUCCACCCCUGCCCGCCGCACGGACCCCUCGACCCCGCUCUCGACCGCCUCGUUCGUCACGGCGCCCUCGGCCACGCCCGCCUCGCCGACCGUCAACGGCCCGCGCAAGUCUGGCGGCGGCGUCUGGGACUCGGUCGCGUCCGUCUUCUCGCUCGGCCGCUCGACCUCGUCGGCGACCGGUCCGCCCUCGUCGCCCGCCGUCGCGCCGAGCGCCGGCGGCAUCAAACCCCUCGUCCUCGCCGACGCGCAGGCGCGCAAGGUUGAGUUCGGCGACGAGUUCGAGGACGACGAGGACCGCCGAGAGCGCGAGCGCAUCCGGGCCGAGAUGGUCCACCUCGGCUUCGACCCGCCGCCGACCUCGAGGCUCGCGGCGGCCGCUCCUGGCGGUGGCGGCAGCGCACUCGGCGCGAGUUCUCGCACCUCGUCGACGUCGACGUCGCCGCUGCCGUCGCCGUCGCUCGGCGGGCGCUCGCCGGGCGAGAGCUCGAUCCGGGAGCACGAGCGGGCCCGAGCGCUCGAGGCGCUCGAGAAGCAGGACGCGGCGCGAGGGACGACGCUCACCGAGCUGCCGCAGCGGAGGAUGAGCCUGCUCGGGCAGCAGCAGCGUCGGCAAGGGUCGCGCGCGAGCCUGAGCUCGAGUCCGAGCCCGAGCCCGAGCCUGAGCGGCGACGUGGGCCUUGGGAUCGGGCUCGAGGGGGCGCCGGCGGGUCAGGAGGGCACGUCGUCGUCGCCGCCGGUAUCGGAAGGAGGAGCGCGCAAGGCGCUCAGGCGGCUCUCGUCGGCGUGGUCGAGCCCGCCGCUCGGUUCUUAGCUUUUUCGUCCUCCUUCUCCUCUCUCUCUCUCUCGUUCGUCACCUCGCAUCCUUAGUAGUCAUCGCGCGUCGUUAUUGCAUUGCGUUGGGCAGAGCGCUGGUGCU